GGGGACGGAGCGGGGACGGGUUGGAGACGGGCCGGGCAGCGAUGGCGGCGGACGGGCAGCGCGCGGAGCGAGGCUCGGGGGUGCUGGAGCUGCCCAGCGCUCCGCGUUUGGUGUGCGUGGAAUAUCCGGGGCUGGUGCGGGAUGUCGGCGCGAUGCUGCGGACUCUGGGAGGAGAGGAAGGGGUGUCGAGGAUCUACGCCGACCCCGGCAGAAGGUUGGAGCUGUAUUUCCGCCCCAAGGACCCCUACUGCCAUCCCGUGUGUGCCAACCGCUUCCCCGCCUCCGCCAUGCUGCUCAAGGUGAAGAGGAGGACCGGGAGGAAGCGGGUGGGCGCGGAGGAGCAGGACGUGCAGUUUGAAAUGGAAAUCAUGGGGAUCGUCACGACGGUUUACAAAUUUCAAGGAAUGUCAGAUUUCCAGUACCUUGCAAUGCAUUCUGGUCCUGACGGCAAACAAACCUCCAUGUAUGACAAAGUCCUAAUGCUCAAGCCAGAGAAGGAAGAAUUUUUCAAUAGGGAAUUGCCUCUGUACAUCCCUCCCCCAAUUUUCUCACGACUGGACACUCCUGUUGACUAUUUCUAUCGGCCAGAUGUCCAACACCGGGAUGGCUACAACAAUCCCCAGGUGUCAGCUGAGAACCUCAUUGGCCUCAGCAGGGCCCGGCGCCCCAACAAUGCCAUCUUUGUGAACUUUGAUGAUGAAGUGCCAACCAAACCACUGGAUGCUGCUGCACAGGCCUGGAAGAAAGUGUGCACCAAUCCUGUGGAUAGGAAGGUGGAGGAAGAGCUGAGAAAACUCUUUGAGGUUCGUCCAGUCUGGUCUCGAAAUGCAGUUAAAGCAAAUAUCAGUGUCCACCCAGACAAGCUGAAACUUCUGCUGCCUUGUUUGGCCUAUUACAUGAUCACAGGUCCUUGGAGGAGCUUGUGGGUUAGGUUUGGGUAUGACCCUAGAAAACACCCUGAAGCAAAGAUUUAUCAAGUACUGGACUUCCGAAUUCGCUGUGGAAUGAAAUAUGGUUACACCCCCAAUGAUAUGCCAGUGAAAGCAAAACGCAGCACGUAUAACUACAGCCUGCCCAUCACUGUCAAAAAGCCAGUAAGUCAUACAGUCAGUGUACACGAUCUGAAGCAGGGACUUGGUACUCCUGGUGCAUCUGGUGCAAAAAAGCCUCCCUCCAGCAGGUAUAAACUGAAGGAAUCGGUCUAUAUUUUCCGAGAAGGAGCCUUACCCCCUUAUCGCCAGAUGUUCUAUCAACUCUGUGACUUGAAUGUGGAAAGCCUACAAAAAAUCAUCCAUCGGAACGAUGGUACAGAGUCAGAAUGCACGGAGCGGGAUGGAUGGUGCCUUCCAAAGACUAGUGAUGAUCUGCGAGAUAGCAUGUCCCUGAUGAUAAAGCAGAUAAUCAGAUCUACAAGACCUGCUCUUUUCUCAAGUACAACAAGCAGUGAAGAUGGCAAAGAACAGCUGGCAUAUGAGUCUGCAGAGGAUGAGGACGAUGAAGAGGAGGAGGAAGAAGAAGACUUCAAGCCUUCUGAUGGAAGUGAAAAUGAGAUGGAAACAGAAAUCCUAGACUACGUGUGAACUCAGUGAAUAGUCUCACUGCUGUUGGACAGAAUUUUCUUGGCUCUUGUUCCUUCAGUGCUGACUAGCAACUAUACACAGGGUGUCUGAGAGCAGAACUUGCACUAAGUUGCUCACUACCUGUCUGCACUGACUGUGGUGCCUGCUGAUAGCUGUCAUUUUGGAUGUUCAGGCACCAUGGCCCACACAGCAUCUGGGUGAGGUGCUAUGAAAUGUGGUUUAGUAGCUUGUGGCAGUAAUGGUGAUGGGAGGACAGUUGGACUACAUGAUCCUUUUCAACCUUGUGUUUCUAUGAUUCUAUUUUUAUAAUUGUUGGAUAAUAAGCCUUCAGAAUAUUGCCACCAUGGAGAUAACAGGUUUUUUGCCAGGCUUCAACUGGUAUUUACUGCAGCAGCUCAACGGUCUCUCAAGAAAAGAGAACUGAAACCAGCUGGCAAUACACCUUGGAAUAGGAGAAACUAUGCUCCCAGAUCUCUGUAGGAAAUAUUGUCUGGGUUGAUGGCCAUAUGGAAAACAGAAAAAUGGUUUGAAGAGGUUGCCAUUCAGUUAGAGAAAUUAAAGAACUGCUGGCAUGUUCAAAGUCUUGUGCAUUCCUCAGUGCGUUACAAGUGGAAGGUUUAUCAUCAGUAGCUGAUAACUGUUCUAAUGCUGUGGGUGCUGCACUUCCAGGUAAGGUAUUAUCAGGCACCAAGAAUAAACACUCUUAGAAAUGCAAGGAAAACACCUGAAGCCAAACUUGUUGUCAGCAGUUAGCCUGAGGCCAAAGAAACCAGCAAUCCCUUGUGUCAGGGUUUACUUAUUCCCCAGCUAUUUUUGAAAUUCUCUCUGGGAAGAGUGCAGUUACUUGGAUUCUUAAUUCAGACUUAGCAGGAAAUGGCACUAACAGCCCCGUCUGUGAAAGACAGUCCUUUCAUCUUCAGAACACUCAGCUUUAAAGUAAUCUAUGUAGGGGCACAGAGAAAUUCUGGUUCUUGGAGCUUCGUCCUUAAUAGCUACAGCCAGAGGCACCACACCAUCCAGGCAAUUUCCACUGAAGUCUGUGCAAUUAUAAAAAAUAAACAUGCUGGCUGUGCUAGGAAAUGAGCCCUUGAACAGUGAAGGAAUGAUGUCUCAAGCCAAAGCAGACUGCUAUCUCCUUAACAUUGCAUUUGCUCUUACAGCCAUUGCACGUGUAAAAAGAAGUAAACUAGUAAACCAGAUGUCACAUUUAUGCUACCAGAAAAGGCACCAGUCCCAGCAACACAGAUUCACAUGAACAGAGUUGCUUGAAAUCAGGCAUUGGUCCUGCAAACAAAAAAGCCUUGUUUCUUCAUUCAAGCACAAAACAAAGCUCAGCACGAUUACCACACAGUAACAGGCUCAAGCACCACCUCCACGAUCAGAUCCAUUCCCCUUUCCAUAGGAGCAGGCAAGCCAUUCAGGAAGGAAGACAGAACAGCCCCUGCUUUAGGGCAGGGAUGCUUGAGGAUCGACAUUUUAUUGCAAAGACUAAUUACAUUGCUGUAUACAAGUCACACUGGGCAGUGUGCUCCUUCACUGAAGUGGUACAAAAUACAUAUGGUACAGCCAGUCCCUCCAGUGAUGCUGGGCUUCCAGGGGACACCAACAGCAGGGGAGGGAGGCAAUGGGGUGGGCAGGAGCUGGCAGGCACAGAGCAGCAUGGAGCCAGGGGAAGGCCCAGGGGUGCUGGCACCCAAAGGCAGGGGCCUGGCUCCGGGCAGGGUGGGAGGCAGGAGGCAGCCCCUGCGUCAGGGUGCCAAGGGCUCCCAUCAUGUGCAGUGUGGGCAUGGUGACCCAGGUGAUGCCACCCAAGAGGAAGAGGGCUGGCAGAACUAGUGCCAACCAUGUUUAGAAACAAGGAGCCUCACUCCACCUGGUUCUGCCACCAGUCCUGCUCCUCUGAGUGUCACUGUGCAGUGUUGCUACAUCCCAGCCCCUCUCCUGGAGGCAUGGAACACGUUUCCCCCCCCCCCCCCCACCC
Lagopus muta (rock ptarmigan) is the source of this 3561-nucleotide messenger RNA. RefSeq names its product general transcription factor IIIC subunit 5 (gene GTF3C5). The transcript has 11 exons. Bases 42 to 1580 code for a protein of 512 amino acids. Lineage: Eukaryota; Metazoa; Chordata; Aves; Galliformes; Phasianidae. Gene Ontology annotation, biological process: transcription initiation at RNA polymerase III promoter. The record is from RefSeq and is a predicted model, not a curated record. Gene Ontology annotation, cellular component: transcription factor TFIIIC complex.